Molecule: messenger RNA, 2180 nt
Organism: Ascoidea rubescens DSM 1968
Lineage: Eukaryota; Fungi; Ascomycota; Saccharomycetes; Ascoideales; Ascoideaceae
Product: serine/threonine-protein phosphatase 2B catalytic subunit
Exons: 1
Coding region: 270-2036 (588 amino acids)
Biological process (GO): calcineurin-mediated signaling; fungal-type cell wall organization
Cellular component (GO): calcineurin complex; cytoplasm
Molecular function (GO): calmodulin binding; calmodulin-dependent protein phosphatase activity
Source: RefSeq, a predicted model, not a curated record
CGUGUAUUUUCAGCCUUGGACAGCAAAAAGACUCUGCUGUGGUAUUCCCAGCUCUUGUUGCUUCAGCUUCCUCUCUUGCCUCUUCUUCUGCCUCCCCAUCCUCUUGUUCUACUGCCCUAUAGCUCAAGUCGCUUCUUUUGCCUUCUUGUCAAUUAUUCCAACUCUUAAUCCACUUCCUGUUUAAUUCCGCCUCUCUAUUUUGCUUUUUCUUUCUUUCUGGCUAUUAAUUAUUCUAUACAUUUGUAAAUCAAUUCAAACCAACUCAAAUCAUGGACGUUAGAAGAGGAAACACCCAAAUUAGAAAACAAGCUGCUGCCAACACCGACAAACUCAAAAAUGCUAUAAGCUUAAUCCAGGUUCCCUCAAAGCCUACUGACAGCCCAAUUAACAAUUCAAUUCUCACUGACCUAAAAAAGGAUCUAACCUCUUAUACCCUUGACGAUAAAACCUAUAAAACUAAUCAAAGAAUCGUAAACACUAUCCCUCCAAUUGCUUCAAAAAUACCCACCACCAGUCAAGUCUUUAUGACAAAUGGUCUUCCCAACCACGAAUUCAUUAAAGAACACUUCAAAAGAGAAGGCAGACUAAAUGAACCAGACUUGAUCAAAAUCAUUGAAAUGGCUACUAAAUUCCUACAAAGUGAACCAAACUUACUAGAAGUCCCUGCCCCUGUCACCGUUUGCGGUGAUGUUCAUGGCCAAUACUUUGAUUUAAUGAAACUAUUCGAAGUUGGUGGUGACCCUAAAUCGACUGCCUACUUAUUUCUUGGUGACUAUGUUGAUAGAGGCUUCUUUUCUAUAGAAUGUCUCGUCUACCUCCUAUCCCUAAAACUAAAUUUUAGGAAAACCUUUUGGAUGCUCAGAGGUAACCAUGAAUGUAAACACCUAACUGACUUCUUCACCUUCAAAACUGAAUGCUUACACAAAUACUCAAUCAACGUCUACAACGCCGCUUUAAACUGUUUCAACUCCCUUCCAUUAGCUGCUAUAAUGAACAAACAAUUCUUCUGUGUCCAUGGCGGCUUGUCCCCAGAUUUAAGAUCUUUAGAUGAUAUCAGAAAACUAAACCGUUUUAGAGAACCUCCAACAAAGGGCUUGAUGUGUGACUUACUAUGGGCUGAUCCUUUAGAAAAUUAUGACGAUGAUGUUAAUGAUAGACUAUAUAUCCCAAAUCCUGUCAGAGGCUGCUCUUAUUCUUUUUCCUAUAAAGCUUCUUGUCAAUUUCUAGAAAAUACAGGCUUAUUAUCAAUUAUUAGAGCCCAUGAAGCUCAAGAUGCUGGCUAUAGAAUGUAUAAAAGAACUAAAACAAUGGGCUUCCCUUCUCUAUUAACAAUGUUUUCUGCUCCAAAUUAUUUAGACAGCUAUAAUAACAAAGCCGCUGUCUUGAAAUAUGAAAAUAAUGUAAUGAACAUCAGACAGUUUAAUGCUUCUCCCCAUCCUUAUUGGUUGCCCCAUUUUAUGGACGUCUUUACUUGGUCCUUGCCAUUUGUUGGUGAAAAAGUCACUGAUAUGUUGGUUUCUUUAUUAAACAUUUGCUCUGAAGAAGAAUUGGAAGAAGAAACUUUAUUUGCCCAAGGCCAAUCCAUUACUGAUGUUGUUAAUGACAUUUCAAUCCAACAUCAAAAACAAAAAGAACAACGCAACUUUCAACUAGAUCAAUCCCAAUUUAAUAACAACUCCCCCGAUGAAAUCUCGAAAAAAUUACAACUACGUAAUAAAAUUAUCGCAAUUGGUAAAGUUUCAAGAAUGUAUCAAGUCUUGAGAGAAGAAAGUGAAAAUGUUCAACAACUAAAAGAUAUUGCUGGUGGCUCAUUACCAAAGGGAACUUUAUUAGCCGGCUCAGCAGGUUUGAAAGGUGCUUUGCAUACUUUUGAAGAAGCAAGAAAAGCUGAUUUACAAAAUGAAGCAAUGCCUCCAAGUAACGAAGAGCUAAGAAGAAGAGCCACUGAAAAAGAAGUCCGAAUCAAACGAAAGGUAACUGAUGAAGUCUCAAAAGACCAAAGAAUUCAAAGAAUCGCAAGAUCUCUUUCUCGAUAAUCAAUCAAUCGGUCAAUCAAUUAAUUAAUCAGUCCAAUCAUUUGAAAUGGUUGCAAAUUUUCCAUCAAGUGAUUUUUAUAAAAAACUAUUUCACUUAUUUUUAUAUUUUACACUUUACUCUAUACUUUUUUACAAAUUUUUUUU